Messenger RNA from Solanum stenotomum, 477 nucleotides. RefSeq names its product RING-H2 finger protein ATL63-like. The coding region runs from base 1 to 477 and encodes 158 amino acids. The transcript has a single exon. The record is from RefSeq and is a predicted model, not a curated record. NCBI's taxonomy places the organism in Eukaryota, Viridiplantae, Streptophyta, Magnoliopsida, Solanales, Solanaceae.
AUGGCACAAGUGGUUUCUCCAAGCACAUCAUCAUGCAGUAGUGCGAUGAUAGCCGUAGCAGUGAUUGCAGCAUUUCCUAUAAUGUCCAUAAUAACUGCAUACAAAGAUGCAUUGUUGUCGAUUGUAAUCGCCUCUAAAUAUAGCAUUAGUACACAAAAACAAGAUAACAAUUGUGUAGAUGAUCACUUGACAUGUAUAAUAUGCCUUGCCGAUAAUUCUUUGGCUGAAUCCCGGCGAGUGCUUACCAUAUGUGGACAUGAAUUUCAUACUCAUUGCAUUGAUUCUUGGCUAAACAUCAAUUCGAUUUGCCCUCUCUGCAGAAUUCCAGUGCCUGCUAACAUUUCUAUGAGAUCAUGUACCAAAAAUCGCUUCGUUUCGUCGUUGAUAUCUGCUGUGGAUAACAUUUGGAAUUGGUUUCUUGAUCCGCUUAGCUCUGAGGUCAUUGCUUCCCUUACAAAUAUGGAAUGCCUGGGCUAA